AUGCCUCCAAAACCCAUCCGCAGACCAUCAUUCUCGGCCAAGGACACUCCCAUGAUUGCUCCUGGCAAUGGCAGUAGACCUACCUUGAAUGCGGCUAUGCUACCCCCGCCAGACCCCGCGCCACCGCAGGCAAUUCUAGAGCCAGAGAUGACUGCUCUCACCACAUGUUUGCGAAAUCGCGCGAUAGCUGUUCUACAACGCGACCUACGUCGUGAGGAAGAGCGUCUGAAGGCAGAAGCAGCUGCAGCAGCUGCUGCCGCUGCCGCCAAACUCCCAACACCUAUUCUAGAUCCCUCGGGGCCCCUCACAUCGUCUCCGCCCGCCUCUCCCACCCAGUCCAUCGGAGCAUCUACUGACCUCUCCGCACCCGACACGCAGAAACCGCCGCUGCCUACGCCAGCCCGACGCCAAUCGACUGUGUCCCUCUCGUCGCUCCAACGGCAGCCCUUCCCGCACAAGCUUGACCUCUCGCCUACCAGCCUCCAUGCUCACCCGGACGAUGUCCUCCAGAGCGGGCUCUCUUCCCCUGUGACGCUCGCGCCGCGUUCCUCCCACCGCAGUUUCCCCCAAGAGCUCGGCAUGGUCGCGUUGUCAGAUGCCGCGAACCGGUCUGUCGACAUCGACCUGACCGUAGGAGACACGGAGAUGGACAUGAGCCUCAACAUCCCUGAUCUGCAGCAAGCGCAGGCUGCCGUCGCUGGCGGUUCGGUCGAUCCGAGCAUCGGCAGCUCUGCGGACAAGCCGAUAGAACUCGACCUAGACAUGGACAUGGACAUGUUCAAGGCGAGCGCCAACGCCGCGAUGGGCGAGCAUUCCAAUCCGUUCUUCGACGGGUCCGCAGCGUCCGUAGCCACGAACAAUCAGGUGUCAAAUGGGAAGACGAAGCAGGAGGAAACAUUCUUCAAUCAUAUGGGUGCACCGUCGGGCCACAGCGGCGAUCUCUUUGGGCCUUUUGGGUCAUCCUUACAGGCUUCACCCUUAGGCAGUCAUGCCGGGCCACAGCAUCUGCAUCCUCCACUAUUAGACGCGGCUCAUACUGCACCAUCUCCCGGGUCGAUCCUGGCUAGCUUCAGCGAUCCGCAACAUGGGAAUGUCGAUAUGAGUUCAAUUGACUUUUCUUCCUUGGGGUCAGGAUUUUUUGAUGAGCACGGAGGUGGCUCCAGUAUCAGCGCUGAAGUUGACCGUUUCCUCAACCUGACUGGCGGUGAUGGAGCAAAGGAUGGCAAAACGUAG
Messenger RNA from Postia placenta MAD-698-R-SB12, 1233 nucleotides. RefSeq lists its product as hypothetical. The transcript is spliced from 2 exons. Lineage: Eukaryota; Fungi; Basidiomycota; Agaricomycetes; Polyporales; Adustoporiaceae. Bases 1 to 1233 code for a protein of 410 amino acids. The record is from RefSeq and is a predicted model, not a curated record.